Hypomesus transpacificus is the source of this 959-nucleotide messenger RNA. RefSeq names its product somatotropin-like. The coding region runs from base 87 to 740 and encodes 217 amino acids. Gene Ontology annotation, molecular function: growth hormone receptor binding; growth hormone activity. The transcript is spliced from 6 exons. Gene Ontology annotation, biological process: positive regulation of growth; positive regulation of receptor signaling pathway via JAK-STAT; positive regulation of tyrosine phosphorylation of STAT protein. The record is from RefSeq and is a predicted model, not a curated record. Lineage: Eukaryota; Metazoa; Chordata; Actinopteri; Osmeriformes; Osmeridae. Gene Ontology annotation, cellular component: extracellular region.
ACACACCUUCCUGUAUCUCUCAGAGACCAACGACAAACUCAGAGUUCUCUAUUGAAGACGUCAGGCUCAGAUACGACGAGGACAGAAUGGGGCAAGUCUUUCUCCUGCUGACCCUCCUGCUGGUCAGUGACCUGGUCAGGCCUGCAUCCGGCUCAGAGAACCAGCGUCUCUUCAGCAUCGCCGUCGACCGUGCGCAGAACCUGCACCUGCUGGCACAGAAGAUGUUCAACGACUUUGGCAGAGCUUUUUCGGAGGAGCAAAGACAGCGUCUCUUCCUACAAGACAUCUGUAACGUCAGCCCUGUCAACAAGCAGGAAGUGCAGAUUAGCUCUGUGCAGAAGCUGCUCCACAUCUCGUUCCGUCUGGUGGAGUCAUGGGAGUAUCCUAGCCAGACUCUCAGCAGCUCCCUGACCCUCAGUCGCUUCAGUGAGAUCCCUCUGAAACUCACCGACCUGAAGAUAGGCAUCGACACCAUCCUCAGGGGUACCCAAGACGGGAUCCCCAGCCUAGAGGACAACGAGGCACAGCAGCUGCCCCCCUACGAGAACUACUACCAGAACCUCGGGGGCGACGACAACAUCCGCAGGAGCUACGAGCUGCUGGCCUGCUUCAAGAAGGACAUGCACAAGGUGGAAACGUAUGAAAGUAUAAGGAAUGGAGUCUCUCAAGAGACAAGAGAGGGGAGGAUGAUUUUCUCACAAUCCACCUUUGUUUUGUUUUGGAGUAUAGAUUUGUUCUGAGACACCAGACCGAUGGUUCUCUUUCUUACCAACGACAGCACUUUCUCUCUUUAUUUCUCUCUCUCUUUUUCAAUAGUGGAGUCUGAUUUAGAAGAUUCCAACCAGAUAAGUGUUUCUGAUGGAAGUUUAUUUGUUUGUCACUCGCAAAUGAUUCAAGAUACGAUUCAUAUUGGUGCUCAUUUUUAUAAGUAAUCAAAACAUACACAAUCUCAGAGGAUG